Molecule: messenger RNA, 1197 nt
Organism: Lachancea dasiensis
Lineage: Eukaryota; Fungi; Ascomycota; Saccharomycetes; Saccharomycetales; Saccharomycetaceae
Source: the annotation of a GenBank genome assembly
AUGUGUGAGCAAAAACAGCCACUGCCAAUGCCAUCUGGCUUAAACCGUGUGAUCUUGAGCGACUCUCUAUCAGAUUACAUGAGUCACAAUCAUUCUAGAGUCAAACUAGAAGAAACACUUACCCCCAGUCAUAGAAAGAUCAAGUUUAUGAAGGUUGAAGAAUCCAGGAGUAUCAAAUUAGAGAUUGAUAUACUUUUGUCCCUUACCAGAAAUGCUAUAGAACAGCAAGAUGAACAUUUCGUUCUACAUGUAGGUGGCCAAGGCAAAACGGGGAAGACCAUUUUGUGUUGUCCCUACUAUGGUUUUGAGAAGAUGAAGGGUCCACCUAUCAAGCAAAUAGCGGUGUUAUUGAAUCUUUUGAAAUGUAUAUCAAUGAAGAUCAAAACCCAUGACCUGUGUACAGUUCGCGAUGUUUUUUACCUUAAUGUUGAGCUCUACCAAAAUCAGAAAAUCGUAGCUACGUGGCUGCGAAACAUUGUCGAUGCUUUUGAACUCCCCCAAUUGGACGCACUGGGAAUUGUGGCAGCACAAAAAGGUUUAUUUUGCACGCCCGUGGAGUUGAGAUUCGACUUCAAUAAGUUGAUCGCGAGACAGCAAAGCUCUCUGGUUCCCCUCAUAGCUGCAUCCACCGAAUUGGAGGCAGAUUGGUCAGGUUUGGAAAGGGUGAUCGUUUUUGAGAAGGAUGCAAUUUUUAGUAAAGUUGCCGACCACCCUUCAAUUAGCGAGCGAUGUAUGCUCGUCACGGGUAAAGGAUACCCAGAUUGGCUAACUCGUCAUUUUCUUUACAAAUUGAUGCUUUUCUGCCCAGAUCGAGUGUUCUUUGAAGUGUACACCGAUAGUGACCCAUACGGGAUUGACAUAGCUCUCAAGUAUAUUCACAACGAUAUCAAAGCAACGUAUCAAUGUCCUCGACUGAAUUACAGGGGCGUCUUAAUGCAUGAAGUUAUAGCAAACAAGGAUUCCCCUGCUGGACUUCGGUUAUUGAACUUGUCUUCCCGGGACUUUGCCUACGCAAAGAAUUUACUCAGAAAAUUGAACGACGUCCCCAUAAGAACUCGAAACAAGAAAACAUUGAUUCAAGAGUUGCAGAGACAAAUGUUUUACUUCAAGAAGGCGGAGAUGAACACGAUCAAUGGCUCCAAUUUUUGCGACUACUUUCUCAUCAAGAUAGGUGAAACAACCUCCCAAAAAAGAUAA